UUUCCUGAGCCCGACGUCAUUAAGCUGCGCCGAAGUCUUCGAGUGCCCUCUGUGGAGAGCUAAAGGAACAGAGGUGUCGUUUUUGUGGGGAGCUGAGGUCACAAAGACAUGGCUUUGAAACCUACAGACGAGAAACUACGGCUGGAGCAGCUGAGGGUUCUGAGGAGGAAAUGGUUGAAGGAUCAGGAGCUGAGUCCUCGGGAGCCCGUCCUGCCUCCCACCAAGCAGGGUCCAGUGGAGAGAUUCUGGAGCAACUUCCUGCGGGAGAAGAGCUUCUGGAGGACCUAUACUUAUAAAACAUACAAUUUUGGCAAAACAUCUGCAAAAAUUUUAGCCCUAACAUGGGUUAUACAUUACGUCCUGAAGUACCACCUGAUGGAAACGCCCUAUGCUGUCACCUUUGAAAGGCCUGCCUUGUAUCCUGGUGAUAUCAUCAGAGAGACUGGAGAAGUUAUUCCACCCAUAGAGGAACCAACAAGCGGUCAUCAUCACCACCACUAAGACAGAAACUUGUUAUGUUUUAAUAUAAAUGUGUGGUCAAAAGUAUAAUAUAGAAUAAAAUGUUAAUUAUA
Molecule: messenger RNA, 572 nt
Organism: Rana temporaria (common frog)
Lineage: Eukaryota; Metazoa; Chordata; Amphibia; Anura; Ranidae
Gene: NDUFB6
Product: NADH:ubiquinone oxidoreductase subunit B6
Exons: 4
Coding region: 109-501 (130 amino acids)
Biological process (GO): mitochondrial ATP synthesis coupled electron transport; mitochondrial electron transport, NADH to ubiquinone
Source: RefSeq, a predicted model, not a curated record